Molecule: messenger RNA, 2115 nt
Organism: Emiliania huxleyi CCMP1516
Lineage: Eukaryota; Haptophyta; Isochrysidales; Noelaerhabdaceae
Exons: 4
Coding region: 1-2115 (704 amino acids)
Molecular function (GO): DNA binding
Source: RefSeq, a predicted model, not a curated record
AUGCACGACCGGCCUCCGUCGGAUGGCUCUCCGGCCUCUCCGGCCGCUGACGCGGCCGCCCAUGCUGCUGCCGAUCCGGUCCCUCUCACGCUCAGCGAUAUCCGCACAAGCUACGACAACUUCGAGGUCGCCGGCUUUGGCCAGGCGCUCUCAUCAGCAAGUCACCCAGGCACCAACUCCUGGGCGUUUACGCUUGACUACGAAACCAUGCAGUGGAUGCAGCUCGAUCAAAACGGCGACGCCAACAGCUGGUCCCUGGGCGAGUUCCUCGCCCAGGAUGAGGUGCGAGUCAUGAUGCUCGACCCAGCGUGCACCAAGUCGCUCACAUUCCGUGAGUUCGUCAACGGGCUCUCCAAGUCGACGGCGAUCUCGAACUCCGACAACUGGACCGGCACGGAGCCCUACUUUGGCAAAAACCAAAAGGCAAAUUGCCCCACUUUGGAUCCUGCGUCUCUCACUGCCCGAACAACAGAGGCGGGUACCGCCGCAGGCGAGGCACAGCGCCAGGCGUUCCUGGGAUCCAUCGCCGGUGUCUCGCUGGUGGAUGGGAUCAAGGAACUGGAGUGGCCGGUUCUCGCGGAGGUGGUCAUGCCGUUCGUCACCCUCGCGCCGGACGCGUGGGAAUCGGGUUACGGCGCGGUGUACAUCGACGAGGACGCAUGGUCCCGUUGGGCUGAAGCCAUGUCAACGCUGAUUGCAGACAUGGGCAAAGCCGCAUGGACCAAGGCAUACGAGGAGAUCAUGAAGAGGCUGGAGGCAGCGAGUGAGGACAUCAAGCAAAAGAUGCACCUGCGCCUGGCAGACCUAGUGCCAGUGCAGCCGGAGGUGCACUACGCGGAGGAGGGAAACGCUGCCCAGAGGGCUGCUGCAGCCGCAAAGAACAAGGCUGCGCAGGAUCGGGCGUUUUUGAAGGAGCUCAAGCUGGGAGAUCUCGCGGGAUCUGACGGGCGACUCGCAUUCUACGCGCGGGCGGCGACAGCGGUGGGAAGCCACGUGACAGUCUCCUCGCGGGAUGCAAAGUCGUUCAUGAAGGCGGUGCGGGCCAUCCGCAGUGCCGCAGAGUCCAAGAUGGGCGAGGACCUCGAUUCCGAGGAGGUUGCACUCGCCUUCAAGGGCAUGCUGACGGUGGAUCCCGUCAUGCCGGUCCUAAUGAAUCUUACCAAGACGGCGGGCGGUCCGGCCGCGCGGAUCAACCUUCGGCGCAUGGCGUGGGUGUGGAGCGGGGAUCGGCCGGUGGGGGAAGCUGAGCUUGCCCCGCUGCUAAAGGAAAACUUCCACGCUGCGCUUGCAUGCUUCGACGCGGUCCGGGCUAUGGUGGGCUCGGCGGCGGACGGCUCGUCGCUCCCGGCCGACGUCGGGCGCGUGUACUCGUCGGUGUCGACAGUGGCCAUGCGCGUCGGAGUGCUCAAGAACGGAGACCAUCUUGGGCCCGCAUCGCUGAAGGAGUUGGAGCACAAGAUGAAGCACUUGCGCGGCACGCUCGAGGGAGGUCGGUACACGGCAAAGUCCAUGUCCGAGCGAUGCGACGAAGUGGUGUGCAUGCUCCAUGCCGUGGCCCGCAACGCGGCGAUGCACCUUCCCGCGGGCGCGGUUGGGGGCGCCGGGACCGCAACAGAAACCGACAGGCUGGGCGCCAAGCCGGGCGCGUUCCGCGUAUGGCUCGCGUGCGCUCUGCUGGCGGCGGGCGCAACGCCGGAGCAGAUCAUGGCUCUGCUGCGCUGGUCGUCGGAGGAGGCGAGGCGGCUGUACGCGCGCAUCGGCGAGCGAGUUCAGAUCUCGCUGCUCGACGCCGCGGUCGAUGCGAAUUUCGAGACGGUGCGCUCGCACACGCUCUUGGCGGCGACCGCAACCGGCGGGGCGGGGUCGAGAGUGGGCGAGGCGAGCGCGGCGGCGGCGCGGGCGGUAGACGAGGCCAUGGAGCUCGUCGGACGCGCGCACGCCUUCAUCGGAGCGCUGCCUAGCCCGGAGGCGCUGCCGAGCAUCGACGAUGACAACGACGUCCGGAGGGUGAGCGAGGCCGUGACCGCGCUGAGGUCGGAGGCGGCGAAAGCGGAUCGAGCGCUCGAGCUGGACGACGGGGCGGAGGAGCCCGAUGACGAGCCAGCGUCACACUAG